AUGGUCGCCCGCCGCUGCAACCCCGCUGUGCCCAGGAGCAUGGUGCGUGUGGCCGGCAGCCCCGUCCAAACCACGAUGACCGCGCGGCCGGCCAUCACGCGUCGAUGGGUGUACGGCACCCUAUGGCUCCAGCACCGCGUCCUUUGCUCCUCCUCCGGCCUCACCGUCGGCCUGGGCGUGCAGUGGGCGCCGCCCUUCCGCAGGCUGCCCGCCGGCGCAGAGCCGCGCUCGGGCACGUUGCAGCUGUGCGUCGGCAACCGCUGCCUCAUCUACCAGCUCAGGUUGGCCGGCGGCGGAGCCGUGCUGCAGAUCCUGCGCCGGUUCCUCGCAGACGCCCGCGUCACGUUCGCGGCGCGCAACAUCGAGGCGGACCACCGGAUGCGCAGGCACCACGGGCUGGAGGUCGAAUCGAUGCUUUAG
Panicum virgatum (switchgrass) is the source of this 420-nucleotide messenger RNA. RefSeq lists its product as uncharacterized. Gene Ontology annotation, molecular function: nucleic acid binding; 3'-5' exonuclease activity. The transcript has a single exon. The record is from RefSeq and is a predicted model, not a curated record. Gene Ontology annotation, cellular component: nucleus; cytoplasm. The coding region runs from base 1 to 420 and encodes 139 amino acids. Lineage: Eukaryota; Viridiplantae; Streptophyta; Magnoliopsida; Poales; Poaceae.